AUGAAAAUCAUACAGCAGCGUGACAAGCUGCUUUCUAACUUUGAAGUAUACCAACAUAUUUGUGAUGUUCAAAGGGAAAACCAGUGGGGGUUUACAAUUCCUCCACCAGAGAAAAAACGUAAACAUAAAUUCAACCCCCAGCUUUUAGAUCUUGAGAUUAUAACACGUGAUUUGGGACAAUACCUAACCAAAAUAGGACAAGGGAAUGACGUUGAAACUAACUCUUUUGUUCAGCUCAUGUUAUACUUAAACGCUCUCGAGCUUGAAAUAAUUGAAAAAUUAAUGAUUGUAAAUUCUCUACCUCGUUCGUUAGUCACUCUUUAUGCUAUAAUCGAAGAAUGCGAAGAGAGAUUUACAACAGAGGUGUGUGAGGAAAUUUUACAAAACAUAGAGAGACUAUUCCCUUCAGGUGUAGUUGCCGAAGACGAAGAAAUGCAAGAUGCGCAGGAAGAUCAAAUACACGAAAACCCUGAAGAGGAGGAAGACGAAGAUGCAUUUGUUGAUGACAUGCAACUAGAGCACGAAAGUUAUGCAAAGAAGGUACAAGAGGAAAAGGACAUUGAUGAAGUGGAUAGUUGA
Pichia kudriavzevii is the source of this 579-nucleotide messenger RNA. RefSeq lists its product as uncharacterized. Gene Ontology annotation, molecular function: nucleotide binding. The coding region runs from base 1 to 579 and encodes 192 amino acids. Lineage: Eukaryota; Fungi; Ascomycota; Pichiomycetes; Pichiales; Pichiaceae. The record is from RefSeq and is a predicted model, not a curated record. Gene Ontology annotation, biological process: transcription initiation at RNA polymerase III promoter. Gene Ontology annotation, cellular component: RNA polymerase III complex. The transcript has a single exon.